Messenger RNA from Ilex paraguariensis (yerba mate), 693 nucleotides. The record is from the annotation of a GenBank genome assembly. Lineage: Eukaryota; Viridiplantae; Streptophyta; Magnoliopsida; Aquifoliales; Aquifoliaceae.
AUGGCAGAAGAAGAAGUGAAGUUGAUUGGUGUUAAGGGAAGCCCAAUUAACCGUAGAGUAGAGACUGCUCUGAAAAUGAAGGGAGUCCAAUAUGAAUUCAUAGCAGAAGAUCUGUCAAACAAGAGUCCUCUUCUUCUCAAGUACAACCUUGUGCAUAAGAAAAUUCAUGUGCUCUUGCACAAUGGAAAGCCAAUUUGUGAGUCUCUAGUUAUACUUGAAUACAUAGAUGAGACAUGGAAGGGCACUCCCAUCUUGCCCAAAGAUCCUUAUGAGAGGAUCAAGGCCCGUUUCUGGGCUAAUCUUUCUACCUUUCACAUACCCAAAACUAAAAUAUGUAAUUGGUUUGUUCAGUGCUUGCCUGUAUUUUGGAAAUGUUGCUGGAGCCAAGGCGAGGAACAAGAGAAGGCCAAAGAAGAAGCUAGUGAGCUGCUGAAAAUUCUUGACAAUGAACUCAAGGAUAAGAAAUUCUUCGGAGGAGACAACAUAGGACUGGCUGAUAUUGCUGCUAAUUUCAUAAGCCAUUGGUUUCCAAUUACCCAGGAAGUAACAGGAGUUGAGGUUUUGACAAAAGAAAAAUACCCAACAUUAUGCGAAUGGAUCAAUGAGUUUGUCAACUGUAGCAUUAUGAAGGAAAAUUUGCAUCCUAAAACUGAACUCGUCGCAUUUUUCCCUCCAAGCUGCUACUGCUUCUAA